AUGUUUGUCCGAACUGUUUCAAAAGAGAUUGAUGAAGAGCUGAGACUAGCAACCGAUGAGGAAGGUUCAUCAACUGGAUCCUCAGACAGCCUAGAUUCACUUAAGAAAGAGUCAUUCAUUAGGAAAAUCCGUGAUGAUAUGGAUGCAGAACUAUCCCAGGCUCCUGGUGUAAUGGAGUCUCAAUCAGUUGAUGGACUUACAAAGCUGAAGGAUGUGCUAGAUGAAGUUGAUGCAGAGCAGAGAAAAGAAUUCAUUGAAUCUAUUGUGAAUGAAAUGAAUGUUGACAUCAAUGAAGACAUGCAGAAACCCACAGAAGAACUUAAAAAUACAGAAAUAUUUACAACUCAAGAUUCAUCUGACCUACUCCAUACUGAGCAAGAGCUACAUACAGCUGAGGGACAACCAUCUGAAAUGGCUGUCAUAGAAACUGAUUCUACACAGGAGUCACCAUCAGAACCUACCCAAAGUGAUGAAAUAUAUGUCAGGGAAGACGUGGAAGAGGCUGCACUCCCGAAUAAAGAGUCAGCAUUGGCAGGGACUGAGGAAGAACUUGAGCAUACUCAGAGCCAGGAACGGGAGAUUUGUGGUGUUUCAGCUGUAAGAAAUCUCAGCUCACUUUCAGAAGAUGUCAGCAGUGUUGAAGGAGAUGAACCAGUUACCCUUGAGUCAUCUGAAGUAUCUGAUCCAUCCUUGGCACUACUGUACCACCUAGAAACCCUCUAUUUCAUUGGGGACAAGGAAAAGGAAGAGAGACAGAAGUCAGAGAUCUGUUGUCACCACGCAGCUCUGAGUCUCCCACACAACAAGUGCAAGAGACCAAUGUUCGAGAGUUUGGGAGACAGAUUUCUGAGGUCGCAUUCCAAAUGUCAUCCCCCCAGAGCAAGUGCAGAAAGGGACACUUUAGUUGAAUCAAAGAAACAACUGGAGCGACAAGUCUCAGAAAUAUCAGUUGACAUUGGCAGUGACAGAAAACAGUUUCAGCGACAAAUCUCUGAAGUUUCUUUUGAUCUGGAUGAAGAAGGUAAACCAAGACAGAUUGAUAGACAGAUUUCUGAAGUCUCCUUUGCAGUUCGUCCCCUUGUAUCAUCAGCUUCCAAUGAAGAAGAUGAUGACAAUGAUGAGAAGAAAAGAUACACUAGUGCCUCAUCAUACAUCAUGGAGAACUAUUUGAAGGAUCAGUCAGAGAGCACCGCAGUCCAGCAGACAUCAUCUGCAGAACAUGGCUUCUUUCCCAACACAUUUGUUGUUGAAGUUCCAUCAGCUGAUGAAAGUAGCCUAAGCUUCACACAUUCAGACCUUGAUGACAGUGUGUUUGGCAUGGACACUGAAUCUGAAGCAUCCAAGAGCCGACUCGAUAUAAGUCAUCUGACAGAGAGUGAACAUGAAGACAACACAGGAUUCCAGUUCACUCCAGGAAUGUAUGGCUACAGGGAACCUCCUCAAACCUACAAAAGUGAACUUGUGAAGGAAGUCAAUAUUGGACAGACAGUUAAAGCGCAAGGUGAUGAGGUGGUACCCAGUAUGACAUCACCAACAUUAAAAUCUGAAAGUUUGUCAGAUUCACAAAAGGAUGACUGGGACGUUUCGACAGAAACAGUUGCAGAUGAAGAUGAUGAGGAAGAGGAAUUCAUCGAUGCAGAAAGUGUACAUGAUGACAUCUUACUUGAUGAUGAAGCAAGAGGACUAUCUACAUCAGAGGCACAUGAAGGCCUUAGAACCAUCAUAUCUGAUGAAAUAACUACACAACCAGAAGAGAUACCCAACCAGCCAGAAGAAACUGCGGAAUCUCUUGAAACUGGUGAAAGAUUGUCCCAAAUUGAAAUCAUUUCAGAUGAAAUAAAUACUGAGGAAGGAGUGGCCACAGCUGAACCAGGACAUGUGCCUUCUGUGUAUGAAGACCUGGCAACAAGUGAGAGUGUUUCAGCUGAAUGUCAAGGGGCAACAGCACUCGUAUCAGAGGAAAGUGAUGAUGACUCAAUGGUCAUCCAUGAAUCAGAAGAGGAGAUAACUGGCAUUGGGGAAAUCAAGGCAGUCUCAGACAUUGAAGAAGCUGUGAAAUAUGCUGAGACCUUUGAUCUGCAGCCCGAUGAAAGUGUUGCAGAAGUUGGAGAAAUGACUCAAGAUGAUGCUUGUUUACAAAAUGUUCAUCACGUGGAGAUAGAUGACCAGCUUCCUAUGCAGGCUAGUGAUGAUAAAAAAGCUGUCCCCAAUCAGAAGCAUCCAUGA
Haliotis rubra (blacklip abalone) is the source of this 2226-nucleotide messenger RNA. RefSeq lists its product as uncharacterized. Lineage: Eukaryota; Metazoa; Mollusca; Gastropoda; Lepetellida; Haliotidae. Bases 1 to 2226 code for a protein of 741 amino acids. The transcript is spliced from 2 exons. The record is from RefSeq and is a predicted model, not a curated record.